This is a messenger RNA of Oreochromis niloticus (Nile tilapia), 810 nucleotides long. Its product is annotated as GTPase IMAP family member 7-like. The transcript has 3 exons. Bases 1 to 708 code for a protein of 235 amino acids. Gene Ontology annotation, molecular function: GTP binding. NCBI's taxonomy places the organism in Eukaryota, Metazoa, Chordata, Actinopteri, Cichliformes, Cichlidae. The record is from RefSeq and is a predicted model, not a curated record.
AUGGGAAGCUUUUUCAGCAUAUUCAGAAGCAACAAAACUAAAGACAGACAACCGGUGGCACUGAGUUGGGACCGUGAAUCACAAUGUAUAACAAGACCGCACACUAAUGAGGCAAAGACAGGACGACACACUGGCACCACAGUGAACCUUGUUCUUUUGGGAAUGGCAGGGACUGGAAAGAGUGCCAGUGGGAACACCAUCCUUGGACAGAAACUCUUUGUUUCUAGACCCAGUUCAACGCCGGUCACCACAAAUUGCCAGAAUGUACAAACUGAGAUCAAUGGUGUAGACGUAAAUGUGAUUGAUACCCCAGAUAUCUUUGAUGAUGACAUUGCACCAUCAGUUAGGGGCAAACAUGUGAAAAGGUGCAAACAACUCAUUGAGUCAGGACCAUGUGUGUUUGUACUUGUGAUGCAUGUCAGCAGAUUUACAGAUGGUGAAAGAGACAUAAUGGAAAAAUUAGAAAAAGCUUUUGGGAGGGAAGUUAGAGGACGAACAAUCAUCCUGUUCACCCGAGGAAACGACUUGCAGCAGGCAGGAAUGGGCUUGGAGGAUUUUCUUCAUUCUUGUCAACCUGAUCUGAAGAAAAUGGUUGAAAAGUGUGGAAACAGGUGUGUUCUCUUUGAGAACAACAAAUCAGGUUCUGAUCAGGUUGAAAAACUAAUGAAGGUGGUAAACACAAUACUCAAAGACCAGAAUAAUUUAUAAGUUGAAGUGCUUGGAAAAGUUUUUUUUUUUACUUAUAGAGCAUUGAGUGAAUCAUUAUCUUGAAGAGGUACAUUGGGGGGGGUUCUGCCCCCUGGCAGGGCC